Penicillium nucicola is the source of this 822-nucleotide messenger RNA. RefSeq names its product putative mitochondrial inner membrane protease subunit Imp2. Gene Ontology annotation, molecular function: serine-type endopeptidase activity. Gene Ontology annotation, cellular component: mitochondrial inner membrane peptidase complex. The transcript has 2 exons. Lineage: Eukaryota; Fungi; Ascomycota; Eurotiomycetes; Eurotiales; Aspergillaceae. Gene Ontology annotation, biological process: mitochondrial respiratory chain complex assembly. The record is from RefSeq and is a predicted model, not a curated record. The coding region runs from base 1 to 822 and encodes 273 amino acids.
AUGACGAAACCACAACCGCGCAAACCCGGCGCACCAAUACCAAACUCCCAAUUUCGAGUACCCCAAAUUCCUUCAAAACCGAAAGUGCCAGAGCCUCCAGCAGAACCCCUAGGUCCAGCACUCGUAAUACCAAGGCGCCGCCCGAUCUUCAAAUCAAGCCUCUUAUCCAACCUCCGCCAACGGUUCGCAAGCCUCCCCUCCCCGGUCCGCCGAACAUGUCGCACCCUCAGCUGGUUAGCACCCGUCAUUCCAAUUGGCCUCUUCUUCCCUGAACAUGUCAUGCAAGUGAUGUGGGUGCGCGGGCCGUCAAUGACACCCUACCUCAAUGAGGACUAUGAUCAAAUGCAAACGAAGAGUGACAUGGUUUUGGUGAAUAUGUGGCCUUGGGGUGGGCUACUACCUUUCCGACAUGAGAGGAAGCUGGAACGGGGGACAGUCGUGACUUUCCGAUCCCCAGCAAAUCCCUCCCAUAUUGCCAUCAAGCGCAUAAUCGCCCUACCUGGCGACCGCGUCACAACCCGCGAACCAUGUCUGAAGGGGGCACAGAUCGUGCCAUGGAACCAUGUCUGGCUAGAAGGUGAUGCAGAGGAUCCGCACAAGACGCUGGAUAGUAAUACGUAUGGGCCCGUCAGUCUCAGUCUGGUUACUGGGAAGGUCUUUGCCGUUCUGGGGCCGCGGAUGCGAUGGUUGAACGCGUCCGAUUGGGAGGGAGAGAGUGGGGGUGAUGCGGAUGUGAACAGUCGGGUUGAGAAGCAUCGGCAGAGUGUUCGGGAUCGGGUUGUCAAGAAUGCUGUUGAGGUUGAGCAGCCUUUCUUGAAUUGA